Corvus hawaiiensis (hawaiian crow) is the source of this 5549-nucleotide messenger RNA. It is a transcript of the gene ERMARD, whose product is annotated as ER membrane associated RNA degradation. Lineage: Eukaryota; Metazoa; Chordata; Aves; Passeriformes; Corvidae. The record is from RefSeq and is a predicted model, not a curated record. The transcript has 18 exons. The coding region runs from base 314 to 2314 and encodes 666 amino acids.
GCCUGAACUACCCAAGCCGUGUUUCAAAGAGCGACUGCCGAUCUGUGCCGGGAGUCCUUGGCGCCACAAGUGCCCGCGGUGCCCGGGAGCAGCCGGCAGGGCCAACGCGGAACUGCCGGCGGCCAGACCCAAACUUUCCCGGCUGCGGCGCUGCCGCGGUGAGGACUCCGCUGCCGCGCCGCCCCCGGGAAGACGCCGACGGACUUUUGGGAAGAAGACCGCCCCGGGCGCUCAGCCCCAGACGCGCGCUGAAAGUUCGGCCCAGGGCGCGGGAGGCCGCCCGCCGUCGCCCGGCGCCCCCGGCGGGAGUGAGAUGGCGUUGUUAGACUCGGUCACUACUUGUCUUUCUCAGCCUGUGCAUUAUGCGAUUUGCAAACUUGGAUUUGAGAAAAAGGACACCUAUGAUAUUAAUAAUAUUUUAUCUGGAAACGGUGAAGUAUGUUGGCAAUCUGUUGCAGAGCAUGUGUGUUACCUUGAAUCAGAUCAAAGUGUGGAUUAUAUCAAAAGCAUACGCUCAUUAGGACCUGUAUGUGAAUCUGUUAAUUUGUACUUGAAAUCUCUGACCAAGGAGCAAUUUGCGAUUCAGUAUGCAUCAUGGUUCCACUGGACAAACUGCACAGAGGUAUUUCUUGAAGUGUUCGAUGUUUUACAAGAUACACAAGCUACAGAAGUUGCACUUGGCUUAAUGAAACUAACAUCAAGCUUGGAGCGAGCCUUGGGUGAUGUGUAUUUACUUAAGGGUAACGACUGUCCUUUCCUCCUUAGAGACUUGCUUGCAUCUGACCAGCUUGCAGAUGUCUUUGGACAAGCUGUAAUGAAUGUACUGAGGGUAUUCAUUGGAUCUCCAUAUGGUCUGAACCUUCGUAAUGUCUUGUGGCAUGGGUUUGCAUCACCACAAGAAAUUCCUGCCAAGUACUGUGCUAUGCUGCUUUUUUUAACUGCAGGAUUGGGUCAGUUGUUACAGACUUAUCUUCUGCAAACUAAAUGUGUUUUAGUACAUCGACCUUAUGUGAUCUUCGUUAGCUUAGAGGAGCUUGAUGCAUUUCCAGAUCUUAGUAAUGAAAUACUGUCCAUAGCUGAAGAACUUGUAAAACAGUCCAGUUUUGUAUUAAAAAUAAUGUUACCAUUUUGGAUUGCUGCUUUAACAGCUUUCAAGCAAAGCAAGUAUGCUGACAGUGUGAUUCUCUUACUUCCUCAGCUGGAAGUUGGACUUAGAUUGCUCUUCACUACAACUAAUAAAUGUCCAAAUCGAUUGCUAACAGCAGAGUCUUCUGCUCUCUACACCACUUUCGAUGAGAUGCUAGCAAAGCAUUUGGAUAAUGAAGAAGUCAACCAGCUACCUGUAGUUCUUGAGGAGCCUGCCAUGGACUUCCUUUGGGAUAUCUUGAACCACCAGGAGGGCCCACGUAUAAGAGAUCGUUUAAGCCACGGAGAGAUCAAUCUAAGAACAAUUCCCAGAGAAGUAGCUAACCAGAUAGUUGGAUUUGCAGUUACUAUUCUCUACAGAUUCUCAGAUGAGGAUAUGUUUUCUCUUAAGGAACACAUGGUCAUAAAACCAUUGACGAACUGUGCAAGUUGCUACCGGUCUCGAUUUCAUCCAAUUUCCCGACUCAAGAAACAGGUGCUGGAAUGUAUGAAGAGCAUCCACUUAUGGCCUGAAUUGCCAACAGUGCCUGAGGAACAAGUACAAAUUAUUAAAGGGUUGGAAGGAAAUGCUGAAGCUAAUACUUUAAUUUUGAUGGUAUCUGAAAUUAUAUCUCAAUUGCAUCAUUACAUGCCCCAGAAUUGCUGCUGUUCAGAUGAUCUAAUCAAUAGUGUCCUAACAGAGAGGCUGCUGAUGGAACUUUGUGAUACGCGUAUUUGCACACUCUAUUCCCCACGACCUGUCCUGGAAGUAGUGGUGGUACUCCGCAAAAUAAGCACGCAGUGCCAUCAAGUGUCCCAACAGGUUAUUGCCGGCGCUGGGCUGAGAUACACGCAGUGGGUGAACAAGACUCUGCGUUCUCGCCAGAGGCACAACUAUCUACGGAUGCUGAACAGCAUUAAAUUUUUAUCUCCAGCAUUGCGGCUCAUCUUACUAUUGAUUACUCUGGAACUAGUCAGUGUUCAUUCAGUUUGUAAGAAGAAUCCUUUUGAUUAUCAGCAGUAUCUAAAGUUUUUGAAGUCAGUCUUGCAGUACACUGAGAACUUGGUGACCUACACAAGCCCUGAGAAAAACAAGUGGGAUGAAACCAUGGAACUUACAAACAAGAUUUUGAUAAAAAUAAGGAAAAUCAGUGACAGAAAGCUAAUGUUAAUGCAUCUAGCUACGUGAACUAAAUGGGCUUAUGAUUGUCUGGACAUUGUUAUUUCUAAAUAGUUAUGGAGACCUCAUAUUUGAUCCAUCUAAUUCAAAGACAAACUUCAUCAGUCAUUGUCAAAUUUUGGAUGCAAAAUUUGGUCUUUUUAUUAGAAGGUAGCUGUUGAUACUGGAGAUGAAGGAUCAAGCUUCCAGAGAAUGGGUUGUUUGUCAAAUCCACUGGAAAAGAUUUACUGUGAACUAAAUCAGGAUGAUACAAGUUCUACUGUAAAUAUAUUUUGUGGUUUGUACAUUGAUUUUUUUAUAUUUUUUAAAUUUCCUACUGUACUGAAAAAUGCCUAAGAAAAAAGUGUGAAUAAAAGCUCUGGAAAUUUUUAAAUCCAAAAACUAAUUUUUUACUUUGGAAUACAGAUAUUAUGUCAGAGACUGUGUUCAACACAUUAAGAAAUUAUGAACUUUUAGUGUAAAAUAGUGCUUAUUGGCAUCUGUAGUUGUUUUUAGUUGUAAAGAGUCUGAUCUUGCUCUGAACUCUGAGGCAGAGCUGGUAACACAGUAACCAGUUGUUUAUAUAUGAGGAUUUAAAGGCGACAGGAUGGAAUAACCUCUGCACGGUAUGUGUUUGGUUUAAUUUCAUCUGCUCAUUCCAAUACAUAUUUAUUUAGUUAGUUAAUUUCAUACAGAAUGAAUAUGAACAUGCACAUGCUCACAGACAUGUAUUCACUGCAGUUUAGAAAGCUAUUCUCUUAUUGCACACAAUAUUAAUUUGAAUACUUUAUUUCUUCAAAAUAAAUUCUCCCUCUUUUUCAUCACCAAAGAGAAGAACUUGAAAGGAAUGCAUAGGUUGAAGAACAGAUUAACAGAAAACCACCAGUGUCUCUCCAUUUGCUUUCUCCUAUGGAGAGUAAAACCAGAGGGUAGUCUCUGGAGAAUGUUUGGCUCUACAAAGGAUUAAAGAUUCAAGUUACAUUUUAAUAAGCUUCUUUGCAAUGUUUCUUGACUGGAAAUCACAGCUAGAGAAUUACUAGUUUGGUUUAUUCAUUGUGGGGGAUGGAUAUAAACUAAGAACAUAUUGCUUCCUUUAUGCUCCUCUUGAAGUAUAUUGGGUGUAUUUGAAAUUGAACUUUGUCACUUUCCAAGGGUUCUUUUCUUGCUGUGAAACUAAAUUACGUGAAGAAGUUUGAACUAGAUAAAAUAGAUUAAAUGUAGAAAUAGAGAAGAAUUAAUCAAAUGUAGUGUAUGAGCCACAGUGUAAAAUUUCAGCUUUUUUUAAAACCUGAGUCAGCAAAUCCUAAUUAUAUUUUUGAAGGCUUAUUUUGUACUCAUUGACUUUGCUCAGAUGUAUUAACUUUGUUAAGUGUGUCUUGGUAGUGACAUUUAUGGUGACACUUGCUUUGAUGGUGAUAAGUAUUCUAAGGCAAAAAUCAUUUAAGUUUUAUGUAUUCAUUGUAGGAAAGAGAUCAAGAAAUUAACACAUUUUGAAAGUACAUAAAUGUUUUGAAAGUAUGUAAACGGCUGACACACUUUCUCCUUUUGAAAGUGCAUUCAUGUACUAAAAAGCACCUUAUAGACCACAGAAGUGUAUUUUCAACAACAUAAGUUCUCCUUUUGUUGCUAUAUUUAAACCUUGGUAAAAUGAUCUUGCAUUCUGUUCACUUUAUUUGCUUUUACCUAAGAUGGAGCACAUUGACAGUUUCUUCUUUCCUAAUUAGUGCCACAGAUGCGAUUUGCUGGUAUAAGUUUGCGUUAAGAAGCAUGAAGGAUUUCUGGCAACUGUCAAAGAUGCUUUUUCAGUUUGUUUUCCUACCUCUGCAGCUCUCUGAUGGGAGCACUGCUACCAUCUAUUGUUAAACAAAUCUGGAACAGGCUGGGACAAUCCAGUUAUUUUUUCUGACUUAAUGCUGUCAUUUGCCAGAAGGGCUUAUGCGCGCAGGGCUUAUGGCUUAUGACAGCCCUGCAUGUCAUUUGCAUGCGGGGCUUACAGAUUUUUCCUGCUGUUAAAAGACUUGUGGAAUAGAGCUAUAGAAUAAGUGUAUAUCCUACAGGGCACAUUGAAGAACAAAUGGCAAGAGAUAUGGUAGAGGUCAUUGUGUUUGUCCUUUAUCAGGUACUUGCUUUUCCACUUAAAUUACUCAUCUUUGCCAUCUCUUUUGAAUCACUUUUAAGAUAUUAGAAAGAGUCUAAACUCUGAACAUUUGGUAUUCCUGAGAGCAAAAGAAGCUUGGAAUAACAAUGUAUCUAGAUAUAUCUAGAAUUAUACCAAAGAAUGUUUUCUUCCAAGUGUGGUAUUUCAUCCCAGUAUUACUUGGAUCUGAUUUAAUUGUUGGCCUUGCUUCCUGAGGCCUGUGUUUUCCUUGAGGUAUUCACUGAGUGAAUCUAUAUAGACACAGAUGUGGAAUUUCAGCACCCCAUGAGGAUAAGUGUUGAAUUAUUUUGUUUACCUGGAUAAUGCUAAUGAGGGAAUGAUGAUUCUUAAGUCACUUAUUCCAAGUUCAAUUAGUCAAUUUAUCACAGAAUCACAGAAUACACCAAGUUGGAAGGGACCCACAAGGCUUAUCAAGUCCAGCUCCAGGCCUUGCACAGAACCAUCCCCAAGAGUCACACCAUGACCCCAAGAGCAUUGUCCAAACGCUUCUCGAACUCUGUAAGGCUGGUGCUCUGACCACUGCCCUGGGGAGCCCAUUCCUACAGAUGGAGUACAUUUUUCUAAUAUCCAGCCUAAACCUCUCCUGACAUAAUUUCAAGCCAUUCCAAUGUUUGUGAUUUUUGGUACCUUCUAGGGAGCAUCAGGAUCAACUAAAAGGUCACUGAGGUGGGCUUGUGUACUGCACAAAUACAAUGAAAUAUCUUUUAUGGUAGGCAUCUUUGUGUAGAAACAAAGCUCGUACUUUAUGUCCUUUCAGUCAUUCUCUACUUUGUGCUCUCAGUGGCGAUAGGAGGGGUUAGAAACAAAACCAUGUGUUCUUAUUCAAACAUGAUACCGGCGACUAAAAGUAAUUAAAACCUUUUUGGGAUUGUCAUCACUAUUGCAUUAUACAGAAACGUUUAUGUAAGAGAUAGAGCAACAAAUUUGAUUUACUUUAUCUUUUAAAAUCCAUCCCAUCUAGCGGUUUUCAAGCAGCCUGACGGCCUUUGAAGUGAACACAUGGUGGCAGUGUUUGGUAAUUCAAAAUAGUACUCCGUGCUGACCUUCACUUUCUUAUCUCUUUUCUUAGGAUAUGUAUAAAAAAAAUCAAGUUUUCUUCUGAUUUCA